Molecule: messenger RNA, 7132 nt
Organism: Epinephelus fuscoguttatus (brown-marbled grouper)
Lineage: Eukaryota; Metazoa; Chordata; Actinopteri; Perciformes; Serranidae
Gene: lancl2
Product: LanC lantibiotic synthetase component C-like 2 (bacterial)
Exons: 10
Coding region: 461-1756 (431 amino acids)
Biological process (GO): peptide modification; carbohydrate metabolic process
Cellular component (GO): plasma membrane
Source: RefSeq, a predicted model, not a curated record
CGGGUUUAGGACACCUCCUGCAGCCUGUGGUGUGCACGGUGCGCACGGGGUCUGUGUCUCACGCUCGAACGGAGGCGGAAGGAGGGUUUCUGAUUUGCCAAACAGCAUCAGCAGCACUCUGGCGGUUCUGUGCGCUCAAGAGGAGCGGGGAGGAUGCAGAGGAGGGAGAGGCUCGGAGAGACACGGUGAUGCGGUGACACAUGGCAGCCUGCACCGCCUGCACGCUCUGACUGCGGCUCCCACUUUCCAUUCACCGGGAAACGGGAGAGGCUGCACACUGGGAUGCUGAGAGGCGCUGCUGGGAGGCUGAAGGCUGCUGCAACCACCGAGCAGGAUCAACCUCAGACAAACAAGCUGUAGAAGACACUGGGGACUGUGGAGACCGCUGAUCGGAUAGCCUGCUGAUUAUUCUGCUUGUUGUGUGCCUGCUGAUUUUUAUCCCCGCCGAGCCGCCGUAGCGAUGGGAGAUAACAUGUCCAAGCGGCUGAAGCUGAUCUCGGCUACAGAGGCAGAGAUGGAGGAGCGCUCUUUCCCAAACCCGUACCCGGACUGGGACCAAGGAGUCCUCACCUCCAACUCCGGAGCAGACGGAGACUACAAUGAGCCGUUUGACGCGGAAGGAAAGGUGAGCGCUGCAUUCCAGAAGAAGGUCCAGAAUAAGAUCAAAGAUCUCCUCGAGCAGAUGGAGGAAGGCCUGAAGACCGCCGACCCCCAUGACUUCUCCACCUACACCGGCUGGACAGGCAUCGCCUUACUGUACCUCCAGCUGCACCGGGUGACCCACGAGGCCGCCCACCUGCAGAGGGCACUGGACUACGUGAAGAGGAGCAUGAGGAUCCUGAAUGGUCGUAAAGUGACGUUCCUGUGUGGCGACGCGGGGCCGCUGGCAGUGGGCGCGGUGGUUCACCACAAACUGAAUAACACUGCUGACAGCCAAGACUGUCUGUCCAGGCUCCUCCAGCUGCAGAGGUCGGUGCUGAGUCCUGACUCUGAGAUGCCAGACGAGCUGCUGUAUGGCCGGGCCGGCUACCUCUACGCUCUGCUCUACAUUAACAAAGAGAUAGGAGCUGACACGGUGGAUGAGGGCACCAUUACAAAGGUGGUGACUGCCAUCGUGGAAUCAGGGAAGAACAUGUCAGCAGAGCAGAAGAAGACGGACCGCUGCCCUCUGCUCUACGAAUGGCACAAGAAGCAGUACAUUGGUGCCGCCCAUGGCAUGGCUGGCAUCUAUUGCAUGCUCAUGCAGCCAGGAGCUAAGGUCCACUCAGACAUCCUGUCGGAGCUGGUCCGUCCCAGCAUCGACUACAUCCGCCACAAGAGGUUCCGUUCAGGGAACUUCCCGUCAUCGCUGAGUAACGAGAGUGACCGGCUGGUUCACUGGUGCCACGGAGCCCCUGGUGUCAUCCAUAUGUUCAUCAUGGCUUAUAAGGUGUUUAAAGAGGAGAAGUACUUGAAGGAGGCUGCAGACUGUGCUGAGGUGAUCUGGCAGCGAGGCCUGCUCAGGAAAGGCUACGGCAUCUGUCAUGGCACCGCUGGCAACGGCUACGCCUUCCUGUCCCUUUACAAGCUCACGCAGGAGAAGAAAUACCUGUACCGCGUCUGCAAGUUUGCUGAGUGGUGUUUGGCCUAUGGGACCCACGGCUGUCGCAUCCCAGACAGACCCUACUCUCUUUUUGAAGGUAUGGCGGGGGCCAUCCACUACCUGUCAGAGGUGGCAGAGCCUGAAGCCUCCUGCUUCCCUGCCUUUGAGCUUUGACCUGCCAACUGAUGUGACUGAGGAUGAUGAAGGGGAAGAGGGACAAAGUGUUUUGGACCAAACUUGAGUCUUUGCUCAAGAGCUGGACAAGGAUGUGUUUGUGAUGCAGCUUUCAACCUGGGUCAUGAGUAAGUAGUGACCGACUGAAAAUGAGGAACUGAGCAGCGUGAGUUGGGUCAUGAUAUUGAUAAUGUGCAAAAGGACAAAGGGAAGAUUAAUUCUGGACAAAACCACAGGUUGAAUGUUGUUGAUCCUGUGAAAAUAAAAGCUGGACUGAAGAGGACAUAUUUGUCUUCCUGAAGAUGGACACUUAAAUCCUGCGGAGUCUAUCAUUGGAACUCUGUCCAAACAUGUGAGUCUUUCAGCUCUGAGGUCCCCCGUCAUCCUCCAUUGUGUUGGGGCAAAGACAUGGACCCCAUGUCUCUUCCUCACCCAAUUAAUCGCCAGCUGGCAUGGACACAGAAGAACACACUCUAACCCUCAGCCUUUAAUAUCAUAGCACCUAGGCCAAGAAAGAGGGUGAGUGUGUAUGCGUGUGUGUGUGAAGUGAACUAAAGCUGUUUUGGUAUUUCUAUGCCUCUGCAUGCUCACUGUAACUGGCUCUUGGUGCCUCAUAUUCUGUCCGUGUAGUGAUUUCCCCUUCCUGUGUUUGUAGGUGUGCUGUUUCACUUCUCCAGGUGUUUGUCACAUGGUGGAGAAAGGUUUCUCUGUCAACUUUCAUUUUAUGAACACAAGCAUAGUUUAAAGAUCACCAGGCUUUUGCGAAGCUAACCAGUAUAUCAGCUGUUAAGUCUUAAGUUUCUCUUUAAUUUCUGUGUAAGGAACUGUAAUAAUAUGACAGAUAUAGUGCAUAUUUUUUUCAUUUCCAAGUGACAAUAACAUUGUUUUUGGUGAGUUUUGGUUCAGAAUGUUGCGACAAGACUGUCCACUUCUGUGGUGACUGACUAGAGAGUGUCAUACAGUAUUGUACACAAGCCCUUGUUGGCCCUUUUUUGGACGAGUCUAUUUAGUUUUUGGUGUCAGUCAUUAGGUAUUUGAGUCUCAUGUCGUGUUUAGUACAAUAUUAAUUAUUUGGGAGGAUGUGUUGCGCUGUUUAGUCCUAUAACACUCUAGAGGCUAGUGCUUUGCUUGCUGAAGUUAGCACUCAUUUCCACCUGCCGUUCAUUUUUGAUGAUGUUAUUUCAGCUCCUGCACACUCUGUGUUGUCUUUGUCCCACGUGAUACGAUGGAGGGGUCCAGUUCGUGUUAGCGGUCUCUUCUGAGUCCAGUCUGGCACAGGGUAACGUAGUCCCCCAGUGCCAGAUGGAUCCCUUACAGACUCAUUGACUCGAGCCCUAAGCCCUUACAGACCUAGGACCAAUUCCAUUUCUUCUCCUUAGCCCUUGUCUUGGUCAGGUUAAGAGCUAACCUGACAGAGAAUUGGGACACCACUUCCCCUCACGUGAACGCGCAGAACCAAGGGGAAGGGCCAAGACUAGGGCUAAGGGGAAGAAAUGGAAUUGGUCCUAGGUCUGUAAGGGCUUAGGGCUCGAGUCAGUGAGUCUGUAAGGGAUCCAUUUGGGAUUGGGGGAUUGAGUCACGUAAGAAGGGCUGAAGUCACAAAGGGGACUAAUGUUCAGAAACGGCAAACACUGUGCCCUUAUUUCUGGUAACUGACCCUUCGCUAAGCUGUGUGUGCAGAUGAACGGUGUUUGGUUUCCUCUCUGUGCCGACGCCAGCACCCGAACCUCUGCUACCAGAUGGGCUGGGAGCUCUGGGCGAAGCCAGACACCGUUCAUCUGCGCACAAUGCAGUCACUGAUUCCUGUACAGCAGGGUCGGUCUUUGUUUCACUGUUAUAAUCGUUAAGUCAUCGUUAACCUUAACGUUAACUUCUGUGGUGUUCAGUUUGUCACAUUUAUAGCAUCAGUCCGGUUUAACACUUAGUGGUGAGACGGACGUGCGCAAGCAGGUCAAGUCGGAAAGUGUAAAAUGUAUGCAUUUCAUUUUCUGACAUAUUACAGAAGAUCACAUUUAAAUUUCACUCAUCUGAAAAGAGGGUUAACUCACUGUGGGCAAGUAUUAAUGUCGAGUCCUGUGACAGGAAAGAAAAAUGCUUUGGUGGACACGUAACGCCACCAGGUUGUGGACUGGCGAUUUAUUUAAUCUUAAGAUAGCCUGUGCAGGUUUUUCCCCCGUCAACCAAUCAGUUGGUAGAUGAGUAGGUAGAAUUCCAGUCUAUCAAAAUUUUCUUUGGUUGGUUAAAGCCGUAGUGUGAAGUCACCAGCCACUGUCCCCCAGCUGAGGCUUUUCCCCACAAAGUGACAAGUGACUGAUGGUUUAAAAUCAAAGUUAGAGUGCCGCUUUGUGCAUUGGUCCUUUACCAAGCAGACACAACGAUAACGUUCGCUUGCAUCUAUCAGCACGCACUGGCUUUCAAAACAUUUGAAAAUGAACAGUAGGUACGGCCACAUAAGGUUUUGGGUACAGUAUAUUAUGCCUUAAACUUUGCCCACCCAACUACGCCUCACUUUGGUUCCUCUCUUCGCCAAUAACCCACUACUGUUGUAUGUACAAACACAGCUGAGGAAUCAAACCUACAUUUAUGAGUUGUCCGAUAAGAAAUAAGCCCUAACACCUAAGGUGAGAUCUACUGACAGCACCCAAAGUGACGUCUGCGUCAUCAACUGAAACAGAACGUCCUGGACUAUUUAGAGUACCAUCUAGAAACUACAUGAGUGUUGCUACCAUUUAGGUUCAGGUGCCAUCUGGGUUCAGGACUCUGUCAGAGCUUAGCCUAAAACUGAUGUUUUUGAAAUCUUCAGCUGAUCGGCAGGCCAACAAUUUGCUGAAAAAGCAAAUACAUUCAAAACCACCUUUGAAAUAAGAAAUUCGAGAUGUGGUAGCAGUAGCUGAAAAGGGUUGGUAGACAUCACAUAAACUAAAGAAAGACCAAAGAAGAAGUCGCAGGUUCUCAAUAAGGGAGGUUCCUAACGACUGAUUUCCCUGAUGUCUAAACAGAAGUUUAACUUAAAACUAAAAGUAAGAAAACACCCUGACAGGCAAGGUCAUUAUUUAUUUAUUUAUUUUGCUGGCAACAUUGGCCAAAACCUGAAUUUACCUCUAAGUUUUUUUUAAAAAAUAAUUUUGCUAUUUUUGCUGUUUUUUUUCUAUAGAUUCAUUAUUGCUGCAGAACAACAGCAGCAUGUGAUGUGGAACAUCAGAUAUUUGUAGUUAGUUAACUGAAAAAGGUAAAACCAUUUAUUAUUUCCUGCAUUUUGCUGAACUUUCAGUGUCCUUUGUAUUGUGCACUCAGCUUGUCAUUUUGCACAGCUUUGUCACUGUUAAAACACACCGAAUAAAGGUUAAAGUUUAAUAUCUCCAACAAAGAAGAUAAUAUCUCCAACCUCGGAGAUAAUAUCCCAUGUAAAGGAAACAGUAUAUCCUACCUAGGAGAUAACAUGUACAAAACAAUAUCUCCUACCUAGGAGAUAACAUCCAACCCAGGAGAUAAUAUCCCAUGUAAAGGAAAUAAUAUAUCCUACCUAGGAGAUACUGUCCUGUAUGAGGGAGAUAACAUCCCAUAUGUAGGAGAGAAUCUCUCACGCCUAGGAGAUAAUAUCACAUAUGUAGGAGAUAACAUCACAUUUGUAGGUGAUAAUGUCUCCUACCUAGGAGAUAACAAUAGGAGGAAAAAGGAGGGAGUAUCAACAGUAUAAUAGUAUAAUAAUUAACCCUUUAAAACCUGAACAAACUGGCCCAAUUCCUUUUGAAAACACACACAAAAGGCAAUGAGCAGCUUUACAAGAAAUAACCAAACAAUUAGCAAAUAAUUAGUUAAAGUUACGGAAAAAUGUCUUGAAAAAUAGUAAAAAACAAACAAGGAAAUGGCCUGAAAAAAGUGCCAAUUAUAUUUGUUGAGAGAGAAAUUUUUUUUUCUCAAAUAGAAAUGUAAAAAUAUAAUUAUAAUAUUUAGAAAUACUUUUUUCCUCAUCAUUUUUUCCUGUUUUUUAUUUAAAUUUUUUUUUUUUUUCAGGGGGGGGUCAGUUUUUGCAAUUUUCAUUCAAUUUGCAUUGCAAUUUGCAAUUUCUUGCCAAGCUAUUCAUUGUCUUUUCUUGCACGUUUCCAAAAGAAAUCAGUUCGCUCAGGUUUCAAAAGUGUGUGUGUGUGUGUGUGUGUGUGUGUGUGAACCCAAUGUGAACCUGCCGUGCCAAACACAUUAAUGUUUCACUGCUGGAACAUUGUGUGAAGCAUUUAAAGUUAUACUUUAAGCACACUCAGUUUCUAAAAGUAUUUUACUAGCAGACGUGAUAAGAUCCACAACAACACCCAAAAAUUGGUGAUUUAAACAUUUUUUAAUUGUUUUUCUUUUAAUAUUUGACGAAAGCCUUCGGUACAAAACUAGAGUUGACCGGCAGUUAGUCUCGCUCACCAGACCUUUCUCAAGAAAAGAAAGGUCUGGCUGCGCCGACUCUCACUUUAAGAUUGGAGAAAAAAACGCCCCAGCUGCUUGUAUUUCUUUCAACCAAUCACAGUCGUUCUGGGCAGUGCCACAGCAACGGUGUGCUUGCAAAAAUAUUGCCGGGGGGAAACAGGUUUUGGUGUAACACGCCCACAAAAAUAUCGCCUACAGGACGCGAACCAUGGCAGAAAAAUGGCUACAUCCAAGCAAGAUCAAACACCGCAAAAGUUAGUAAAGGACGUGUUGAAAACGGUUGAAAACUGCUACACAACCGGAGGUGGUAGGGCGUGACUUCAGCGGGUGGCUCGUUCCGCCCAAUAAGAGGCUGGUCUGCGUAGCUAACUUCCGCCCACUCGGACUAACUUGCAGUUGACGUAGUUUCCUCCAAUCAGAGCUCUGUACGUCACUUAUAGACAAAGCUCUAAUAAACCCUGAGCUCAGAUGGUCGCCGUCAUGUGUGGUACCAACGAUGAGUUAAAGUGAUACCUGGUGGUAAAAGUGUGCAGUACAUCCAAUGAUCCCGACAGCACAUGAAUGCACAUCAAUGCCUAAUUCUCCUGCAGAGAUCUCGUCCUGAAUGUCUUUGCAUGAGGAUAACGUCACAUAUAAAACCUGUGUGUUCAUCUGUCAGUGUUUCCAGGUUCACUGGUCCCGAUGUGUUUGGCCUCAUGGCCUGAUCCCGGCCGUGAGGAGUGUUUGACCUCUCUGUCUGUGUUUUUGAUCUGCUCUCUGCCUAACUGCUGUCAAGAUGUGUGUGUGUGUGUGUGUGUGAGAGAGUGUGUGUUUUUCCUCAUUACACUCUUGGACUUCAGUGACAGAGCGGUGAAAAGUAAGAUGUCUUAAUUGUUCUGAUUUUGGGCGAGUCGAUGUUGACAAAGGUCAAGUGACAGAAUUCAUGUAAGGUUUGAUAUUGUUGGAAAUAAAAAAUGAAUAGAG